This is a messenger RNA of Panicum hallii, 1628 nucleotides long. Its product is annotated as pirin-like protein. The transcript has 4 exons. NCBI's taxonomy places the organism in Eukaryota, Viridiplantae, Streptophyta, Magnoliopsida, Poales, Poaceae. The record is from RefSeq and is a predicted model, not a curated record. Bases 187 to 1431 code for a protein of 414 amino acids.
AGCAACCACGGGUGGCUGCCGCAGCCGAGCCGGUCAACCCCGAACUCUCCUUCGAUCUUUUUUUAAUUUUUAUAAUCCGCGCCGCAGCGGAAGCCAUGGUGAUCGUGGUCAAACCCGGCAAAGGUAUUUCUAGUGCCCUCCCAUCCCGUGAUCCCAUCCCUCAAACCCACGCGCAAGUGUUUCACGAUGACGACGACGAUGAUGAGGCUGAGGCAGCACCUGGCCUCCCCUAUUUAUACCUCCGCCAUCGCCAGGAUCGGCAACAGAGCCCACCACCACCGCCUCCCCAUCGCGCCACCGCAAAAGCUGCGAACAAGUACUGCUACCCAGAACAAGCUCCUGCUCCUCCUGAUUGUCCUGCUAGUCUGCUUCUUGUUCUUCUUGAUCCCGACCGUCUUGUUGCCCCCAGCCCGGACCAUGUCGUCGUCGUCCUCCUCUGCCUCGGACGCCGCCGCCGCUUCGGCGCCGUUCGAGAAGCCCAGGGCCGUGGUCAAGAAGCUCCUCGCCGAGUCGCAGCCCGAGGGACAGGGCGCCACCGUCCGGAGGAGCAUCGGCAGGCAUGAGCUCAGGAACCUGGACCCCUUCCUCAUGCUCGACGAGUUCUCAGUCUCCAAGCCCGCCGGGUUCCCCGACCAUCCCCACAGAGGAUUCGAGACCGUCACCUACAUGCUCGAGGUGCGUCCACUCUACUCCUCAACCCUUUGCUUACCUGCCGCGUUCUGCCCCCGCGAGCUGUUCGCUCAAAUGUCCGCUUCUGCGCUGUUGGUCGGGUUGCAGGGCGCCUUCACCCACCAGGACUUUGCAGGCCACAAGGGCACCAUCAGGACUGGGGAUGUCCAGUGGAUGACUGCCGGGCGAGGCAUCGUGCACUCGGAGAUGCCGGCGGGAGACGGGGUGCAGAAGGGCCUGCAGCUCUGGAUCAACCUCUCCUCCAAGGACAAGAUGAUCGAGCCCCGGUACCAGGAGCUCCAGAGCAAGGACAUCAGCCGCGCCGAGAAGGACGGCGUGGAGGUCCGGAUCAUCGCCGGCGAGGCCUUCGGCGUGCGCUCCCCGGUGUACACGCGCACCCCGACCAUGUACAUGGACUUCACCAUGCCGCCGGGGUCGGAGCUCCAUCAGCCCGUCCCGGAGGGCUGGAACGCCUUCGUGUACAUCAUCGACGGCGAGGGCGUGUUCGGGCGGGAGAAGUCGGCCGCCGUCGGCGCGCACCACUGCCUCGUGCUGGGCCCCGGCGACGGGCUGAGCGUGUGGAACAGGUCCGGCGCGCCGCUGCGGUUCGCGCUGGUGGGCGGGCAGCCGCUGGGCGAGCCGGUGGUGCAGCACGGGCCCUUCGUCAUGAACUCGCGCGCCGAGAUCCAGCAGGCCAUGGAGGACUACUACUACGGCAAGAACGGCUUCGAGAGGGCCAGCCAGUGGACAUCCUCCGCAUGAAACUUGGAUGGGACAGAGUAGACCAUCAGCUGAUAAUCUCUCUGAUCUUGAUAAUUAUUUUUUCUCCUUACUGUAUUGUAGAAAGGAUGUGUUUUUGUUAUUUGUAUGGUGAUUGUAAUAACUAAUAAGCAGGUUGGCAAAUUUAUAGUCUUGAUAAACCCUGAUUUCUUUCAAUGGAUUUAAUUCGUUCAUUUGAA